Molecule: messenger RNA, 843 nt
Organism: Naegleria lovaniensis
Lineage: Eukaryota; Heterolobosea; Eutetramitea; Acrasida; Naegleriidae
Exons: 1
Coding region: 1-843 (280 amino acids)
Source: RefSeq, a predicted model, not a curated record
AUGACGAGAAAAGAAUCAUUGACAACUCGACAUUUGAAACGAUUGUCUUCAUCAAACAACUCGGACGCCACCAUGAGCUCAAUACCCGAUGAAAUGAUCUUUUGUAUUUUAGAAAAUUGCCGAAUUUUCGACAUUCUCACAUCCUUUCAAUAUGUCAAUAAGCAAUUUUAUGAACAAUGCAAAAUUUAUAUUGCACAAGUCCAACGACGUUAUGUAUUAUUCGGAUCAUAUCGCUAUGAUUUACAAAAACAUGAAUUGAAAUUCAUUCCGCAUAUAAUUUUUCCAAAAUUGCAAUCAAUUCUUUCAAACAUGUUGACCGAACACGCACAAGAACAACAUUUAUCAACAACCAAUUCUUUUGAUCCUCCGACCACAGCUCAUCCUAAUACAUCUCAAAUCCAUGAUCACUCUCAUGCCAAAUAUUUCAUCCCUUCUCAUACCAUGAAUUUAUUGGUUCAUUUCACAACUUUAUCCAAACAUUGGCGAAAAGGAAUGAAUAAUUUCAAAUAUCAUUCCAUACACAUGCCAUAUGAUUCCUUGUUUGCCUAUCCCUUGUUAUUUUCUGGAAACUCUAAACUUUCCAAAGGAUUGUUUCAUCAUUCUCCUCCACUCCAAGACGAGUUCAAAAUUAUUUGUGUGGAUUUGGAAACAUUUUCAUGUGUACGAUGGAGUUUGGAUUUGGAACCGUAUUUUCCAUGGGAACCAAUACCAUUGCAAGUUCGACAGACGUUUCAAAAUCACAAACAAUUGAUUAUUGUUGAGAAGAGUGGAUACGACCGUUGUCAUGGCAUUAAGGAAAAGCACGGGACAUGUCGAUUUUAUUUACAAUGUGACACUCGAUGA